ACACAGAGAAGACUUUUCUCAUGCCUCCACCCCAUUGCCUGGCUGGAGUUUCAUCCCCUUUCCUUCACUUGGGUUAUGGUUAGUAUCCAGACAACAUGGAUAAGAAAGUCGUGCUGAUCACAGGAUGCUCCUCUGGGAUUGGUCUCAGCCUGGCUGUCCGGCUAGCAUCUGACCCCGACAAAAUAUUCAAAGUCUACGCCACAAUGAGGAACCUGUCCAAGAAAGAACGACUUUUAGAGAGUGUGAAAGGCCUGCACAGGGACACCUUGGACAUACUUCAAAUGGAUGUGACCGACCGGCAAUCCAUCCUGGAUGCAAGAGACAAGGUUGUGGAGAAACGAGUGGACUUCCUCGUGUGCAAUGCUGGUGUGGGUUUGAUGGGGCCGCUGGAAGUGCAGUCUUUGGAUUCAAUGAGGCAGAUUCUUGAGGUUAACCUUCUAGGUACCAUCCAAACCAUCCAGGUCUUCCUGCCAGAUAUGAAGGCCCAGGGCCAGGGACGCAUUCUCGUCACAGGCAGCACCGGAGGACUCCAUGGUCUCCCAUUUAAUGAGGUUUACUGUGCCAGUAAAUUUGCGAUAGAGGGUGCAUGUGAGAGUCUGGCUGUCCUCUUGAAACACUUCAAUAUCCAUGUGAGUCUUAUUGAGUGUGGUCCAGUGAACACUGACUUCUUGGUCAACCUGCAAAAGGCAGAGCUUGGAGAUGCUUCCCUCCAACAGGUUGAUACCCAAACACUCAGUCUCUAUGAAAAAUAUCUGCAGCAUUGCAAUUCUGUUUUUCAAAAUGCAGCCCAGGACACUGAAGACAUCGUAAAGGUAUUCCUAGACGCCAUCCAGUCAGCUAGCCCUGCAUUCAGAUACUUCGCCAGCAGCGUUGUGCCAGCUCUUGCCAAACUGAAGGUCACAGAACCAGAUGGCUCACAAUACAUCAGCGCUAUGAGCAAAAUCAUUUUCUGCCCCGACGACCAGUGAUUUUCCACAUGUCUUGUUAUUAACCAAUCCACUAGUUUGUGCAGACCUGUCUCUUCUUUUUCUUUACGUGCAGACAUUUAAAUUUCCUCACCUAAUAUCGAUUCCUCAGGACAGUUUUUGACUCACUGCUGACUGUCAGAUGGAAAGAAGAGUAAGUUAACAAUUCACUAAGUGAAGCUUGUGCUUCGCUUAUCAGAAGUAACACUCCUCCUACAUAAACUAUGCACAAAUAGACUAUUUUCCACUUGGCUGCAGGUGGAUUUUGUUUUUCUGUUUGGUGAUAUCAAAGUCUUUACAUUCGUCUUGCAUGACAGUAUUCUUGCUACACUAAUUGGCAUAUUUAUAAUAGCACUGGUAAACCUCUGGACAGAUUCCACAUUGCUGAAAAGACUCCAAGAAUUUUGAUUGGGUAUAUUUGAAAGCAUUAAAUACCUUUCUCCGCUGCAGUGAAUUAUUUAGUUGCACUGGAUGUGUUUCUUUUUUGUUCCUUGCUAAAAUGUGUGCCUUAACCUGCCUAUUCUGGAAUACAUAAA
Molecule: messenger RNA, 1501 nt
Organism: Mugil cephalus (flathead mullet)
Lineage: Eukaryota; Metazoa; Chordata; Actinopteri; Mugiliformes; Mugilidae
Gene: hsd17b1
Product: hydroxysteroid (17-beta) dehydrogenase 1
Exons: 6
Coding region: 96-968 (290 amino acids)
Biological process (GO): estrogen biosynthetic process
Cellular component (GO): cytoplasm
Molecular function (GO): estradiol 17-beta-dehydrogenase [NAD(P)+] activity
Source: RefSeq, a predicted model, not a curated record